Pelecanus crispus (Dalmatian pelican) is the source of this 625-nucleotide messenger RNA. The record is from RefSeq and is a predicted model, not a curated record. Lineage: Eukaryota; Metazoa; Chordata; Aves; Pelecaniformes; Pelecanidae.
UAACAUCAUCUCUUCUCUUACUAGGUGCCCCCUCCGUAUUCAUCACUGCUUGGACUAUUGUCAGGAUUUACUUUUUCGAUGUUGGGUGCUGGGAGGAAAUAGUGGAAUCCUCAUUCUGGUGGAUCAUUAAAACUCCUAUUUUGGUGUCCAUUUUGGUGAACUUCAUUCUCUUCAUUUGCAUCAUCCGCAUCUUAGUCCAGAAGUUGCAUUCCCCAGACGUUGGACACAAUGAAACCAGCCAAUAUUCGAGGCUGGCCAAGUCCACCUUGCUGCUGAUUCCUCUCUUUGGCAUUCACUACAUCAUGUUUGCUUUCUUCCCUGACAAUUUCAAAGCAGAAGUUAAGCUGGUCUUUGAGCUUGUGGUUGGGUCGUUCCAGGGAUUUGUGGUGGCUGUUCUGUACUGUUUUCUCAACGGGGAGGUCCAAGCUGAGCUCAAGCGAAAGUGGCGGAGGUGGCAUCUGGAGCGGUUCCUGGGCUCGGACAUGAAGUAUCACCACCCUUCCUUAGGCAGCAACGGCACCAACUUCAGCACCCAGAUCUCCAUGCUGACCAAGUGCUCACCAAAGACACGCCGGUGCUCUGGCUUCCAGGCUGAAUUCUCUCUGGUGUGAUGGGGGGAGGCUCU